UGUGUAAUUGUUGUUUCAAAGUUAAUUUUGCGUACGUUAAAAAUAUGAAAAGAGGACCAUAUAAACGAUUUUUGGAAGAUGAAAAUAUUUUAAUUCCAAGAACAACGCGACGUCCGCGUCGUUUAAAUGAGAAUAUAGACGAAAACGAAGAACAUCGUCAUGUUGAUGUAGGCAUUGGUGCAGGCGAUAAUGAACCAACAAACGACGAAAAUCAAAUCAUAAUUGGUCGAGGAAAAUAUAAAUUAUAUGUUGAGGACAGCAACAUUCCAGUUCCACAGAGAACGCAAUACAGAAGGAGUCAAAUUUAUCAAAAUAUAGAAGAAAACAUACAGGAUCAUGCAAUUUGUAAUGCUAGAGUAGAUGAUGAGAAUGAUAAUGACAUUGUCGACAAUGUCAAUCAGGAUGAUCAAGUAGAUUACGUAAUAAUUCCACAGGAUGCUCAAGAAAAUACAAGUGAAAAUGAUGAAGAUGACAACAGCGAUUGGAGUAACAAUGAACAUAUUGAAAAUGAGAAUAGAAUAGUAGACAAUGAAGAUAAUGAAGAAAUUCUGAAUUCCCAUCCUGUUGGUCCACAGGAGAGAGUUCCUUUGUACAACGACUGCAAUCUGACGCAAGAAGAAAGUGAACUACUUAUUAUGGGCUUCGCAGUUAGACAUGGACUAUCAGACUAUGCACUCGACGAUUUACUUAAACUUAUUAACUGUCAUUUACCACGUACGCAAUAUAUUUCAAAAUACUUGUUCUUAAAAAAAUUUUCACCUGCAGUGAAGACUAUAUUCCACUUUUACUGUCCUCAAUGUAAAAAUAGCUUACAAUUUGCUGAUGGAAGACUUAUCGAUCGAUGCGAAGAUUGCAAUAAUGAUUUUAAGAAAGAUGAUUUAAAAAAAGCAGGAAAUUUUUUUUUACAUAUCCCAUUAGCUGAUCAGUUAAGAGGAAUAAUGAAUAGUAAUCUUUAUUACAAACUUUCGAAAAAUAGAUUCAAUGAAAGCGACGUUGUUAAUGGACGAGUGUAUCGUAAAUUAGUUAAUAGAGAAGUAAUAGGUGAACACGAUAUAACGUUGCAGUUAAAUACUGACGGAGUAGCGCUUUUUAAUUCUUCAAAAAUGUCGAUGUGGCCUAUUCAGGUUGUAAUAAAUGAAUUGCCGUAUCGCCUCAGAAGACAAAAUGUAAUGUUGUGUGGUUUGUGGUACGGAACUGAUAAGCCAGUUAUAGACCUUUUUAUGAAACCUUUCGUAGACGAAUUAAUCAUUCUUCAUAAUGAGGGUAUGAAAUGCAUCACACCGGAACAUCCAGAAACAAUAAACAUAAAAGUACAUACCCUUAUUGCAUCCGUAGAUUCGGUAGCAAGACCACUAUUACAAAACUUGAAACAAUUUAAUGGAGAAAGUGGAUGCUCUUUUUGUUUAAAGAAAGGAGAUAGAAUACCAUUUGGAAGAGGGUACACUCGAGUCUACUGUGGUGACAUAGGUGUACCUCGUACUACGUUGCAGCAUGAAGCUGAUUGCGAAGAGGCAAUUGAAACGAAUGCAUGUGUACGCGGAGUGAAAGGACCCUCUAUAUUAAUGAAGCUACCGGUUUUUAAUAUUAUAAAUUCAUUUGUGCCUGAUUACAUGCAUACUGUGCUUUUAGGCGUAACGAAAACGUUUGUAUGCAAUAUUUGGUUCGAUCCGGCUAACAAAGACAAAGAAUGGUAUAUUGGAAAUAAAAUGAUAGAAUUCGAUAAAAAUCUAUGCAAUAUAAAACCACCUUGUGAAAUAACUAGAGUUCCACGAUCGAUAACUGAAAGACAAUUGUGGAAGGCUUCCGAAUGGAGAAACUUUCUUUUAUAUUAUUCAUCUGCGUGCUUGUUCAAUUUAAUGCAUCGUACAUACAUAAAACACUGGUCCCUGUUAGUUUUCAGCAUGCAUAUUUUCCUGAAGGACAAAAUUACGGAAAAUGAAUUCUAUGUAGGCGAAAGAUCGUUAAAGAAAUUUGUUUUCCAAACAGAAACUUUGUAUGGACAAGAGUUCAUGAAAUUUAAUGUCCAUUUGCUAUUGCAUAUUCCAAUGUCAGUAUCUGCUUUCGGUUCAUUGUGGGCUCAUUCAGCAUAUCCUUUUGAACAUUAUAAUGGAAGACUAAAAAAAUUAUAUCACAAUACUCAAGCUGUACCAAGGCAAAUAUGCAAAACAUAUUUUAGAUUAAAGACUGUAGAUAGAAUAAGCAAUAAGAUUUUUAAGGAUGAAAAUUGUACGGUUCGUGGGAAAUUGCUCUUUAAUAAAAUGUUUGGACCUCAUAAAAUAAAUUCUUGCGUUGAAUAUGGACCACAUUUACGAUUAUUACAACCAUCUUCCAAUAUAUCAUUAAAUAUUGUACAGCAGGCAUGUAUUAUACAAUUAUUGCAGGAAGAAUUAGUGUCCGCCGAUAAUAUUCAAUUGUAUAAGCGUUUUAUUUUUAAAAAUAUUUUAUAUCAUUCAGUUGACUACGAACGUUUUACGAAAAGAGAAAACAGUGUUAUUCAAUUGACAAAUGGAGCUUAUAUUAUGAUACAAAACAUUUGUAUGGUUCAAAAAAUUAAUUGUAACGAGGACAUUUAUGUAAUUUUUGGACUAAAAUUAUUACCAUUAAAUUUAGAACUGGCAAAAGAUUCACAAGUUAAUAAUACUUCUACAUUGUAUAGUAGUAUUGUACGAAAAAGCGAUGAAAUAAUUUGUAUUUUGCCUACAUCAAUUAAACGGAAAUGUAUUAAAAUGAAUUAUAAUAUGCGUGACGAUCAUUAUAUUGUAAUGCCGCUUGUCAACCUAAUGGAAAUUGACUGAAUUAUUUAUGUAGUAUUGUAUUAUUACACGGUAUUUUGUAAUUAUUAUUGUAUAGUACUUUUAAAAUUAAAAAUACUUUGUGCUAUUUAUAAUACAAAAAAUAUUCCAUUUUAUAAGUAUUUGACUAAUUCCUUUUGAAAUCAGAUAAGAAAAAAUCAAUCGUUUUUUAAAUUAAUUAAAAAUUUUAUUAAUUCGAAUAUAUGCAAAAAAGUGAGGACGUGUUUUUGUUUGUUCAAAAAAAUUUAUUUACCGAAAUACGAGUUAAUUUUAACGAAUAUUUGUAUUUAAUUACAAAAUACGAUAUGUCCGGUUCGACUUAUCGUAGUGAUGAAGAAAAUGUCAUUUUAAAGCUAAAAUUAUACACUUUAAUAAACAAUUUUUCUUAUGAAAAACAUCAAUUAUUAUUAAUAAAAAAUUAAACUGUUAAAUAUUUUUUUUAACAGAAAGCGACCUAUUUGAAAAAUUUGGAAAAUAUACAUUUAUAUACAAUUCUAGACAAAAUAAAAACGUUCAAUACGUUACAUUAUGUCCUAUUUUAUACUGAUUUAAAUUUGGACCGCAUUUUAAAUUUAAUUCAGUGCAAAAUAAAAAAAUGCUUUGAAAUCUUAAGUUUUAAAUAAUUGAUCAAUAACUGCAGUUUCCAAUAUUCAACAAUAGUAACUAUCAAUAUUUAUCUGCAGUAUUCAUCAAUACUUGUCUAUCUCUAAUAUUUAAGUAUUGAUCAAUACCAGUUUCUAAUAUUCAGUAUUCACCAAUAGCAACUAUCAAUACUCAGUAUUCAUUAAUACUUGUCUAUCUCUAAUAUUUAAGUAUUGAUCAAUACCGUUUCUAAUAUUCAGUAUUCACCAAUAGUAACUGUCAAUACUCAGUAUUCAUAAACACUUUGACUAUCUAAUACUUGAGUAUUGAUCAAUACCAGUUGCCAAUACUCAGUAUUCUCCAAUAGUAACUGUUAAUACUCAGUAUUCGUCACUACUUAACCUUUACCAAUACUCAAGUAUUCACCAAUACUGACAUGCAAUACUCAGUAUUACAACUUGAAUACUGAGUAUUGAAAUCUCAAUACUCAGUAUUGAGCCUCAAUACUUAUUUUCCGUGAGGGUAUCCUUUAUUUAUUUUUGUAUUACGGUUGCGUUUCAAAAUUCACUGUUAGUAUUGUAAAACUACAUUAUAGGUAACGUCUACAGUAUACGAAACUAUAGAUUUCUAGUACUAACAGUGAAUUUCGAAACGCAGAAUGCCAAGAAGUUCAAGCCAAAGCAGAUAAUCUGCUUGCAGAGUUGUAUUUGACAGGAAACCUAACCUAUUAUCGCUUAGCUUAGAUUCAAUCCAAUCGAUCGAUAAACAGAUCGAUUGCUUCGUCCGACUUGAACACUGCCAUCUGUCAAAAUACAGGGCAACUAAUUUUCUCUUUCUUCUGCUGCAAUCAGCUGAGAUAUACCGGCAUCGGACCGGACAUAUGCUCACAAAUUUUUGCAGACAAAAAUCUUUUUUUUUAGACUUCUAAGCCAAAUUUUGAAAAAUCUACGUUGUUCCGGCAUCUAAUUUGGAACUCAUAGUACACUCACUUUAUACGAAAAGACCGUUAAAUAUUUGUAUGAAGCGAAUAUUUGGCACCCGUUGACACUCUAGAUUACAGAGCCAGUUAAGAUUAGAUAAAAAAGAUAUAAAUUCAACGUUUUCGGCAUAAAGUGAAUUACUAUGAGGUCCAUUAAUGUCUAUACUUUCAUUGACGAGAAGGAUUUUGAAAUCUGUAAAUGCAAUUACAAGAAUUUUGUCUGCAAAAAUUAAUCGUGUUUAGUCGGUAAAAAAGGACCAUGUUAAGCAUCCCCUUAAGAAAGAGCACUGCUCUCUCGCUCCCUCCCAUAUACGUGCGCUCUCACUCCCUCCCCAUACGCUUGCCCUCUCGCUUGCAAUGUUCUCUUUGUCGUGCUGAUUGCAUCUUAGAGGGGGUGAUGCCACCUCGCGGUGUUAGCAUAGAUGAUGGAAGCGCACGUGCAUUUACUUUCUCGCUCCCUCCCGUAUUGCGCUCUCACUCCCUUCCCGUACGCUUGUCCUCUUGCUCGUACGCAUCUUAUUAUAAUCUCGUACGCUUGCCCUCUCGCUCGUAUGCGUCUUAAGCAAAGUGCUCGUUCGCACACCAAUGCUAUAAUCGCACGGUCGCACACUAACGCUAUAAUCGCACGGUCGCACACUAACGCUAUAAU
Molecule: messenger RNA, 5002 nt
Organism: Solenopsis invicta (red fire ant)
Lineage: Eukaryota; Metazoa; Arthropoda; Insecta; Hymenoptera; Formicidae
Exons: 6
Coding region: 45-2795 (916 amino acids)
Source: RefSeq, a predicted model, not a curated record